Phascolarctos cinereus (koala) is the source of this 2850-nucleotide messenger RNA. NCBI's taxonomy places the organism in Eukaryota, Metazoa, Chordata, Mammalia, Diprotodontia, Phascolarctidae. The record is from RefSeq and is a predicted model, not a curated record.
ACUGCUAUAUUGACACUGUGGGUUCUACAGCAUUUUUUACUGUAAUUAUCUAGGUUUGCUACUAUGUCUGAGACUGCUCCUGCCGCGCCGGCUACUCCAGCUCCAGCAGAGAAGACACCUGUGAAGAAAAAGGCUAAGAAGCCAACCGGUUCCGCAGGAGCGCGGAGAAAGGCGUCUGGGCCCCCGGUGUCUGAGCUGAUCACCAAGGCCGUGGCCGCCUCCAAUGAGCGCAGCGGCGUGUCUCUGGCCGCCCUCAAGAAGGCGCUGGCGGCCGCCGGCUACGAUGUGGAAAAGAACAACAGCCGCAUCAAGCUGGGGCUCAAAAGCCUGGUGAACAAAGGCACUCUGGUGCAGACCAAGGGGACCGGGGCCUCGGGCUCCUUCAAGCUCAACAAGAAAACUCCUGCGGGCGAAGGCAAAGGGAAGGCCAAGAAAUCGGCCUCCGCCAAAGCAAAGAAGUCAGCAGGAGCUGCCAAGAAGCCUAAAAAGACCACGGGGGCGGCUACGAAGAAAACCUUGAAAAAGACACCGAAGAAGGCUAAGAAGCCAGCAGUGGCGGCGGGAGCUAAGAAGGCAGCCAAGAGCCCGAAAAAAGCCAAAGCUGCUAAACCCAAGAAGGCGGCUAAAAGCCCUGCAAAGGCUAAAGCCGUGAAGCCCAAGGCAGCAAAGGCAAAGGUGACCAAACCUAAAACAGCUAAGCCCAAGAAGGCGGCGCCAAAGAAGAAGUAGGUCUCCGCGGGAACUUCCAACACCUCAAAGGCUCUUUUCAGAGCCACCCAUAGAUCUCAAUGAAAAGAGCUCAAUGCUACCGGAUAUCCUGCAGCGCCACAGUGCCUGACCAGUUGUAAAGCCCACGGGUCGCCGGGAGCUUUGCCAGACUGACAGACCCGAUGGUCUGCUGAGCCAGGACCCCUUUGUUUUUAUAAGUGGCCUAUAAACAAAUAAACAACAUAAUUUGAAAAAUAUUUUGUCUCUUUAAAUGACGGGUCUUAAAGUUUGCAGAGAUGAAUGGGUUAAUGCUCAUUGGUUAGAGAGCACCGGUUUUCAAGUGUGUUCAGAGAGACCCCUGGGAGUCCCCGACAUCCAUUUCAAGGGCAUGUGAGGUUAAAGACUGUUAACAGUAAUAUUUUUUUCGUUUUUAAUACAGUGUCAGUAGAUGUGACACUUUUUUAAAAAGGCUAUCUGGGGCCUCUUAAGUGUUGUAAAGGGCCAAAAAGUUUGAGAACCGCUGGGCUAGAGAAACAUUCAAAAGUCCCGCGCCUCAAGUAAAUUGGUUUGUUAUUCAACCUCACACAGCCUUGAAUUCUGGGCAAUUUGAUUGGAAAAAAUGAAUCCCUACACACUCCCACUUGCUCUUAAUGGUUAUACAUGUAGUUUCUUUUUCUCCUUGUUCUUCAGCAUUCAUAUGCUGUGUAUGUACUGCACACAAAUAACAAUUAUUGUUUUAGUUUCGGGAAAUAACUUUCAGCACCCAGAGUCCAAGGACAGUUUUUUUACUUUUUAAAAAAGUUCAAGCAGCAAAAUGCUUUGUUCCUGAGUUUUCUGCCAAAUGUUUUCACUGAUACAGAAUUUCUUUUCCAAGCAACACAAUGAACACAAAUCCGUGCUGGCACACACGCAAUAAGCCUUCUAAGUCACCAUAUGGUUUACUUGCUUUUCCAUUUAAAGUUUUAUGUCUCUUAGUUUAUUUUGUUGAGGUAAAUCAGAACGAAAUAACUUAAAAGCCAUACAUAUAUACAUACAUAUAUAUCCCUCGAAAUUUAUAUAUAACCAUCCUUACGAAUGCAAAUAACCUGAGACAUUUUCUGCUACUUAUCGUUGAACCACCGUUCUUCCCCACCCCCAUCCCUGACUCCCGCCCAAAGUUGGCCUUUCUGGAAGAUUCUUUUUGAAGUAGGAUACUAGAGAAUCCAGCAUCUAGAUAUUUAUGAUGGCUGAAAAUAUUUGUUUGAUUUGACAUUUUGGUCAUGGAGAAGAGGGGGCCGGAGGAAAGCUUUUUUCGUUUUGUUUUCCUAAAAGUGGCUGACUGCGAAAGCUUCUGGUUCCAGGGGCUUGUGUUUCCCUGGCCCCGAACUAAGUUUGUCCCUCACGAGCUUCCCUAACCUUAGGCAUUGUAUCUAUUUGCUCUUUUGGUGCAGCAAUAUGUCCAUGUUUUAAAACAAGACGCGGACCUGGUUUCUUUGCAAAGCUCCUGAUUUAACUCAUCUUUGUGGCUCAUAUUUACAUGUGCAACUUAUCUUGUGUGGUCCUAUCCUUACACCUUCCCCCUUCCCAUUUCCAUUUUGCAGAUGAGAACAUUAGAGUUCAAAGAGCUCGGGAAAAAUUACUUGGGCAGGGUUAUAUAGCACUUGUGGCUGAGGCAAAAACUUUUGCCUCGUGCUUAAUCCUGCAUUUUAUCCACUGCGCAACGCUAUUAUGUUGCCUCUGGCGAGUAGUGGUAGGUCAGAGGUGAUACGAGUCUCUCGGCUUUGUUCCUGGCCAGUUCCAAGACCAAGUCUUUAGGUUCGACUGUGGGAAGCACGCUGGGCACAGUGCUAAACCGAACUGGAAUAUAUCCCCAGACGGGCCCCGAGAGGGGAGGUACACUAGCAUCCAAACCAAUGCAAUUCGUCCAAAGAAGGCAGCAAAACGGGUAUACUAGUGUUAAAUAACUAACUUGUCAAACUGUUUAGCUAUUGGUCAAAAACAGAAUUCUGAUUGUUUUAGCCAAUCACAAGGUGGAUCUAAAAAUCUCACUAUUUAAAUAUGAUCUUCCCACUUCAGUCAAGUUGCUAAAAUUGGGGGCUGAGGUAGAUUUUCUAUAUUUGUGUAGAAGCCCUACAAAAAUAAAGCUGACCUAAAAUUUGUGUU